Messenger RNA from Monosiga brevicollis MX1, 1362 nucleotides. RefSeq lists its product as uncharacterized. The transcript has 2 exons. Gene Ontology annotation, cellular component: chromosome; cytoplasm. Lineage: Eukaryota; Choanoflagellata; Craspedida; Salpingoecidae. The record is from RefSeq and is a predicted model, not a curated record. Gene Ontology annotation, biological process: double-strand break repair via homologous recombination. Gene Ontology annotation, molecular function: four-way junction helicase activity; nucleic acid binding; 3'-5' DNA helicase activity. The coding region runs from base 1 to 1362 and encodes 453 amino acids.
AUGUCAGGGUCGCCACCAGAGUGGGACCAUGUGCUAAAGGUCCUCGAGGCGACCUUUGGCUUUGCGGGCUUCAAGUCGGCUGAACAAGAAGCUGCUGUGCGUGCUGUCCUCCACGGUGGGCAGGACGUUUUUGUCUGCUUUCCGACAGGUGGUGGCAAGUCCUUGACCUACCAGCUGCCGGCCGUCGUCCUGGGCGGGGUGACGCUCGUCAUCUCGCCUUUGCUGGCCCUGAUUGAGGAUCAAGUCACUGCAUUGCAGUCCCUAGGCGUACAUGCUGCCACCAUCAACUCGCGCACUCCGCGCGCUGAGCGAUUUGAUCUCCUGCAGCAACUGCGAGCCCGUCCCUGUCCACUUCGCCUGCUCUACCUGACUCCGGAAACACUGCAGACGGAUGAAAUGCAGCAGCUCAUUCAAGCUCUGUAUGAUGAUUCUGUCUUACGCCUCAUGGCAGUGGACGAAGCCCACUGUGUCUCGGAAUGGGGUCAUGACUUCCGUCCCGCCUUUCGUCGCCUCGCCGUCCUCCGCCGCCUCUGCCCCACUACCCCGGUCAUGGCUUUGACUGCCACUGCACAAGCUCAGGUUCAAAGCGAUAUCAUCACCACACUCAAGCUUCGCAACCCUGCCGUAGUACGUCGCAGCACCUACCGCGACAACCUCACCCUAGAAGUGCGCAUGAAGGACAUGUACCCAAACCUGAUGGGUGACAUUACCACUUUUAUCGAAGCUCAGCACGAAGCUGCUACUGCCCGUGGCCAAGCUGCCUCUGGCAUUAUCUAUGCCUUUCGCCGCGAGGACUGCGAGGCCGUUGCAGGUGCUGUGCAGCGACACCUGACCCGCGCUGGAAUUCGCUGUGCUGCAUACCAUGCGGGUCUCAACGCCGAAGAGCGGAAUCGCAUUCAGCACGAAUGGACGGUGGGUCACAUCCACGUCGUAGCUGCGACCAUCGCCUUUGGCAUGGGUAUUGAUAAAGCCAACGUUCGCUACGUGGUGCACGCUACCAUGAGCAAGAGCCUCGAGGCUUACUAUCAAGAAGCCGGGCGAGCCGGGCGCGAUGGCCAACCUGCCGUCUGUCGGCUCUACUAUGCCCAAAGCGAUAUGUCACUCUUCCAGUAUUUGCAGCAAAAAGAGGCAAAGUCCCGCCAAAACAAGGAGCAACCCGAUCGAGGAGAUCACCUGCGGCAUAUGCAACACUAUUGCCUCGCCGCUACCUGUCGCCAUGCAGUCAUUGCCCGGCAUUUCGGGGAGGCCCUGUCGCCCUGCCAAACACGUUGUGACUGCUGUCGUGAGCCCGAGUCUGUACAGAAGCAACUUCGGUGCGUUGCCGGUCCCAGUUUGUCCCCCUUGUCUUUAAGCACGUCGUAG